AAAACAAUGCAAGUGCUUCUGAUCAUCUCCCAAGCAAAGAAGCCAUGAAGAAGAACCAACUAAUUCUGUUGCCCAUUUUCCUGUCACUGCCGCUCCUAGCAAUCUCACAACCUACUCACCGAUACGCAUGCGAUAGAACCGAUCCCAACUCGAGCCAAUUUCCAUUCUGUAACACCUCCUUACCUUACCAGGACCGAGCCAGCGACCUAGUGUCGCGCCUCACCCUCCAAGAGAAGGCGAAGCAACUAAUAAACAGUGCCACAGGUAUUUCUAGGCUUGGUGUGCCCGAUUACGAAUGGUGGUCUGAAGCACUUCAUGGGGUCUCAAACAGUGGGAUUGGGGUGCAUUUUCAUGAUCCCAUCCCUGCUGUGACUAUUUUUCCAGCAGUGAUUCUCUCGGCUGCUAGUUUCAAUGAGUCAUUGUGGUACACGAUGGGGCAGGUUGUGUCCACUGAAGGUAGAGCCAUGUACAAUGUAGGUCAAGCUGGGCUGACAUAUUGGAGUCCUAAUGUUAACAUUUUUCGUGACCCCAGAUGGGGAAGGGGCCAGGAGACUCCAGGUGAGGACCCCCUGGUUGUUUCACGGUAUGCUGUAAACUAUGUCCGGGGUUUACAAGAAGUAGGUAAGGAGGGAAACUUUGCUGCUGAUCGCCUCAAGGUUUCAAGCUGCUGUAAACACUACACUGCCUAUGAUGUUGAUAAGUGGAAAGGGGUUGAUCGAUUUCAUUUUGACGCAAAGGUGACAUUGCAGGACCUAGAAGAUACAUAUCAGCCACCAUUCAAGAGCUGUGUAGAGGAGGGGCACGUAAGCAGUGUAAUGUGUUCAUACAAUAGAGUAAAUGGAGUUCCCACCUGCGCCAACCCAGAACUGCUCAAAGGGGUGAUCAGAGACCAAUGGGGUCUAGAUGGAUACAUUGUUUCUGAUUGUGACUCCAUAAUGGUAUAUCACGAGAGGAUGAAUUACACAGAAACACCAGAAGAUGCGGUGGCUCUUGCCUUGAAAGCGGGUUUAAACUUGAAUUGUGGAUCUUAUCUUGGUGACUAUACUAAGAAUGCAGUUAACUUGGGAAAGGUAAAAGAAUCUAUUGUCAACCAGGCCUUGAUAUACAACUACAUAGUCCUUAUGAGGCUUGGCUUCUUUGAUGGGGACCCAACAAUGCUCCCAUUUGGGAAAAUGGGGCCAUCCGACGUGUGCACCGUUGAUCAUCAACUGUUGGCUCUGGAUGCUGCAAAGCAGGGAAUAGUCUUGCUGCAUAACAAUGGAGCCCUUCCAUUGUCCCCAAAUACCACCAAGACAUUAGCUGUUAUAGGACCUAAUGCUGAUGCAACCAAUACCAUGUUAAGCAACUAUGCUGGUGUACCAUGUCGAUACACUAGUCCUUUACAAGGACUGCAGAAAUAUGUGUCAGCUGUGAGUUAUGAGAAAGGGUGUGCCAAUGUGAGCUGCAGUGAAGAAACCCUGAUUGAGGGGGCAGCCAGCAUUGCAUCCAUGGCUGAUGCCACUGUGGUGGUUGUGGGCCUUGAUCUAUUCAUUGAGGCAGAAGACCUUGACAGAGUGAACUUGACCUUACCUGGGUUUCAAGAGAAGCUUGUGAUGGAAGCGGCUAAGGCAGCAAACGGGACAGUGAUUCUUGUUGUUAUGUCAGCUGGCCCUGUUGACAUUUCCUUUGUGAAGAAUGUGAGCAAGAUUGGGGGGAUCCUAUGGGUCGGGUACCCAGGUCAAGCAGGAGGUGAUGCCAUAUCUCAAGUCAUAUUUGGAGACUACAAUCCAGGUGGAAGGUCCCCAUUUACAUGGUACCCUCAAGAGUAUGUGGAUCAAGUUCCAAUGACUGAUAUGAACAUGAGACCUAAUGCCACUUCAAACUUCCCAGGAAGAACCUACCGCUUCUAUACAGGGAAAUCGUUAUACCAGUUCGGGCAUGGCCUAAGCUACUCAACAUUUUACAAGUUCAUAAAAUCAGCCCCCACCACCGUUCUAGUCCAUUUACUGCCCCAGAUGGACAUGCCUAACAUUUUCUCUUCCAAUUACCCCACAAUGCCAAACCCCAAUACUAAUGGCCAAGCCAUUGAUAUCUCAGCCAUAGACUGCAGGAACUUGAGCAAUAUUGAUAUAGUGAUUGGAGUGAAGAAUGCGGGCGAAAUUGAUGGUACGCAUGUUGUGCUAGCGUUUUGGAAGCCACCAAGGUCAGGAGUGAGGGGGGCACCAGGAGUGGAGCUGGUGGGGUUUGAGAGAGUGGAGGUGAAGAGAGGGAAGACAGAGAUGGUGGGAAUGAGGUUGGAUGUGUGUGGAAAAAUAAGUAAUGUGGAUGAAGAAGGGAAGAGGAAGUUGGUGAUGGGGAUGCAUACACUUGUGGUUGGUUCUUCAAGUGAGCAACAAGCGAGGCACCAUGUCAACUUUAGGCUUGCUAAAAGUGAGCCCCAUAUGAUGUAAAUUGGGGCACAAACUUUAAUGCAAUGUAAGGCAUCGUGUCAACAUUAGGCUUGCUCAAAAUGAGCCAUGGUACAACGAGGCAUAAAGUGGAAAAUGAAAACCGCUAGAGGAAGGGCUUGAACCUUCGACCUUGUGGUUAACAGCCACACGCUCUAACCAACUGAGCUACUCCAGCUGUUGGUUUUUUUUUUAAAUUUACAUUUAUAACUAUAUAAUUCUUUGAUGUGAUAAUAUUAGAAGUUAGAAGGCAAUUGUCAGUAUUAAUUUUAGAAGGUACAUAUGCAUGAAGGUCCCAUAUGUGGAAAUAUGAUGGUCAGAUGUAAUGUGGUUGAUGUAUGCAUUUUAUUGCAGUAAGAUAAUAUCAAUUUCUUAAUAGAUUUAUUCCUAUGAUGCUCUCCCAAAGGCAUCCCACCUCUGAUUUGAAUGUUAUGGUAGUUGUUUUUUUUUCUGUCACAGGUUUGAAACAACAUUCACACACCCAUUUAAGGUAGCUUGACCAUUUCCACAAUGCAUCAACCACUCUAUAACCUCCCCAUGUGUGUAAAAGACCUGUUCAAUCAACUUCAGAAAGACACCCACUACAAAGUCUCAGUGCCAUUCAGAGUCUUUUACAAGAAUGGAGCUUCAAGUAAAGCCCACCCUCAUUAUCACUUUCUUCCUCACCAUCCUCAUUCAUUCACGCCUGGUCCACCCCCGCAACCUAGCAGGCUCCCCAUCACCUGCAGUACCGGUCAAUGGCGAGCCAAUCGGCAUGGAGAAAAACCUGUUUGAACGAGGAAGUGAAAAGGCAAGGCGGGGAUCGUUUCCGGCUCGUUGCCACUCAAAGUGCAACCAAUGCAUGCCCUGCAUGCCAGUUGAAGUGACAGUCCGGGUAGAAGAGCAGGAAGAGAAUGAGUACUAUCCCCAAGUGUGGAGAUGUAUGUGCCAUGACACAAUGUUCUCACCCUAGUAACAAGAACCCAUCCAAUUCACAUGGAAUUCUUUUACCUGAUUUGUGAGAGUCACUUCUGUUGAUUCUUCAAUCAUCAUUAGUAUAUAGGCUUGAUAUAUAUCUCUCCCAAGGGAAAAUAUUUCACUCAAACUUUAGCAUUUCUACAUCAGAUUUUCUCUGCACUACAGUUCUUGAAUCUCUUUUUUUUUUUUUUUUUGGGUAUGGGACAAAAGUAACAGAAAGAAAGAGGGUAAAUGAUGAAGAAUCCAAACAACUGCCUCAUAGUAAAAAUAAAAUUAUAAUUAACCCAAAUCAUAUGACAACAUCUUUAUGGUUCUGUCAUUAAAUUAAUGAAAAAAAAUAUGAAACUAAAUAUCUAUAAAAAAUAAGCUGCAACCCAGACUUUGUCAAAUGAGUGCCAAUGCAAACUCUCAGGCAAGAGCUUGGACCUUCACACUCCAUGAUACUCUCUAUCCGAUCUUGAUUUAGCUGGCUGGAAGUCGAGUAUAAUAGCCGCUCCCAGAUGGAAGAAAAUAAUGCUUGG
This is a messenger RNA of Vitis vinifera (wine grape), 3904 nucleotides long. Its product is annotated as probable beta-D-xylosidase 5. NCBI's taxonomy places the organism in Eukaryota, Viridiplantae, Streptophyta, Magnoliopsida, Vitales, Vitaceae. Gene Ontology annotation, molecular function: xylan 1,4-beta-xylosidase activity; alpha-L-arabinofuranosidase activity. Gene Ontology annotation, biological process: xylan catabolic process; arabinan catabolic process. Gene Ontology annotation, cellular component: plant-type cell wall. The record is from RefSeq and is a predicted model, not a curated record. The transcript is spliced from 6 exons. The coding region runs from base 45 to 2429 and encodes 794 amino acids.